Penicillium macrosclerotiorum is the source of this 1281-nucleotide messenger RNA. It is a transcript of the gene fdh, whose product is annotated as formate dehydrogenase (NAD+) FDH1. Bases 1 to 1281 code for a protein of 426 amino acids. NCBI's taxonomy places the organism in Eukaryota, Fungi, Ascomycota, Eurotiomycetes, Eurotiales, Aspergillaceae. The record is from RefSeq and is a predicted model, not a curated record. The transcript is spliced from 3 exons. Gene Ontology annotation, cellular component: cytosol. Gene Ontology annotation, molecular function: formate dehydrogenase (NAD+) activity; oxidoreductase activity, acting on the CH-OH group of donors, NAD or NADP as acceptor; NAD binding.
AUGGUAUUUUUCCGUUCCCUUUCUCGUCAACUGCGACGGCCUACCACCCAAUUCAUUUCCGCUGGGCCCAAGUCGACUGUUGCCACCAGCUCCUUCGCGUGGGCCCCGGUGUCUGGUGCUAUCUCCAAUGCACGUAUGCUAACCGCCUCUGCCAAACUUCAGGGCAAGGUUCUUCUCGUUCUCUACGACGGUGGUGAGCACUCCAAGCAGCAGCCCGGUCUCCUGGGUACCACCGAGAACGAGCUCGGCAUCCGCAAGUGGCUCGAGGACCAGGGCCAUACCCUCGUCACCACCUCCGACAAGGAGGGCGAGAACUCCACCUUCGACAAGGAGCUCGUCGACGCCGAGGUCAUCAUCACCACUCCGUUCGUAUCCCCCUUCGCCGAACUGAAAUGUUUCCACCCUGGUUACCUGACCGCUGAGCGCCUCGCCAAGGCCAAGAACCUGAAGCUUGCUGUCACUGCCGGUAUUGGCUCUGAUCACGUUGAUCUCAAUGCCGCCAACAAGACCAACGGUGGUAUCACCGUUGCUGAGGUCACCGGCAGCAACGUCGUUUCCGUCGCUGAGCACGUUGUCAUGACCAUCCUCACCCUGGUCCGCAACUUCGUCCCCGCCCACGACCAGAUCCGCAACGGUGAGUGGGACGUCGCCGCCGUUGCCAAGAACGAAUUCGACCUUGAGGGCAAGGUCGUCGGUACCGUUGCUGUCGGCCGUAUCGGUGAGCGUGUCCUGCGCCGCCUGAAGCCCUUCGACUGCAAGGAGCUCCUGUACUAUGACUACCAGCCCCUGUCCGCCGAGGCCGAGAAGGAGAUCGGCUGUCGCCGUGUUGAGAACCUCGAGGAGAUGCUGGCUCAGUGCGACGUCGUCACCAUCAACUGCCCUCUGCACGAGAAGACCCGCGGUCUGUUCAACAAGGACCUGAUUUCCAAGAUGAAGCCCGGUGCCUGGCUCGUCAACACUGCCCGUGGCGCCAUUGUCGUCAAAGAGGACGUCGCCGAGGCUCUCAAGUCUGGUCACCUCCGCGGCUACGGUGGUGAUGUUUGGUUCCCCCAGCCCGCUCCCAAGGACCACCCCCUGCGCUACGCCGAGCACCCCUGGGGUGGUGGCAAUGCCAUGGUUCCCCACAUGUCCGGCACCUCCAUCGAUGCUCAGGUCCGCUACGCCCAGGGCACCAAGAACAUCCUGGAAAGCUACUUCUCCGGCCGUGAGGACUACCGCCCUGAGGACCUGAUCGUCCACAAGGGUGACUAUGCCACCAAGGCCUACGGCCAGCGCAAGUAA